Molecule: messenger RNA, 285 nt
Organism: Fusarium poae
Lineage: Eukaryota; Fungi; Ascomycota; Sordariomycetes; Hypocreales; Nectriaceae
Exons: 3
Coding region: 1-285 (94 amino acids)
Source: RefSeq, a predicted model, not a curated record
AUGACUGAUGCGCAGACUACCUAUUACCAUGCGAGGUUCGGGUCUUGUAACGCCUAUCAAUACCGUCGAUAUGGUUCAGCCUUCGCUAUGGGGCUGGUGCAAGUGCUGGUUGGGAGUUGGGGGUCAGAUCAUGAAUUGUCCCACAACUACCCUGAAGCACCUCCCCAUCAAGUUGUUCUAAAUAUUAUCAGUCUUCUAAGCAAUGUAAACCCCUCUGGAACGCUCGCUCUGUAUACAACAGCCUUUUUCGACCCAGGAUCCAGACUUGACGCAGAGUAUCUGUAG